AGCUUUCAGUCAGUCAAACGUAGUCGCUACAUCGCGGCUGACGUCUUAACGCGUCGCGGACUAGAUUCUCUGUUGCAAUUUGCCGGCGACUUUUCUCGAAAAAUUCCCAGUCACUCGCGACCGAUCAGCGUCGACGCUCUCGAUCGUUAUUAACGGUGAAUAUCGAAAUUCGAGUGUAUCCCACGGUGCUUCGCGGGCUGGAUAUCAGCAAGAGAUCGUAGACCUGCGAACCGGACACCGGAUAUCAGCAAAUAUUGAUCUUCCGUGAUACGGUUGGAAGGAACGUGCCAACUCAAGAUGAAACUCGAAUCGGAUUUUCUUUCGACACCGCUGGGAACGACCUUCGAACGAUAAUCUUGACGUGGAUUGAUUCCGAAAGUGAGAAUCGCCGUUUCGACGAGGCGCUCGAAGAAUUCAAAAGUAUGGGAAAGAUAGGACGUACAAUGGGUUCAAUCGUCGAGCAAAGAGAGCACGCAGCCGUCGAGUCGUUAUCAUUGGAUCACUGCAGAUCUGUGCAAUAAAGAUUAGACUCGUGUCAAGACCACGUGAAACCGUUGAUAAACAACGAGGACGUCUCCGGAGAGCAGGGAAGAACACAACGAGACGAGGACAGCCGAUUUCACGGUGAGAACGAUGCGCGAGGCGAAGCGUUCGGACAACAAUUGAUCAUGGACGCAUCAUCGGUUGAGGAAACCGGAGAAAUAAAUGAGAAUCUUCAAACGCGGGUUAGAUUUGCAUGCGACGUAAUUCUUCGUAGUUUCUCGCGGACGUUCCUCGACGAAUGGCUAGUCAAGCGUCACUGAUGAUCGAGGCAGACGUGAGAUGUUGAAGAUCAUCUGGGGACAUUGGAUUCGUGAUCUGUGAUAGUAAUUAUCUCAACAGUCCUUUGAUAUUUCUAUUAUAUCAAGAUUUAUUUAGAAGUUAUUGGAUCAUUGAAAACGCUAACAAAGUGACGAGUUUCAAUUGAAACACGAAGAAACAUGCAUUCGAUCGAGCUAUUAACGAAUGAAGACAGAUAAAGUAAUAUAAGAGUAAAACUAACGUGUGAAACGAUGAAAUUUGAAUAACAGAAUAUCAAGCGAUGAUCUAAACGAGAUUUCCGAUCGAGGAAGGAAGAGGUGAUCCCACGGAAGCAACGUCGGGGCGCAGCGUACCCCCGCGAGUGUCCAGCGUGACGCAACCAGCCCAUUUUCUCGCAAAUGGGAAGAGUAAACGUUAUUGUUAGUAACUGAUAAGUGGAGACCGCUGGCCAGGUAUUGGCUCGCGCGUAUAAGACGACCUGCCUCGUUCCUCGGACACCAGUAGAUCCAUCACUAGCAAAGUCGACAGCAGAAUCGUCCACUAGUCCUCGCGUCGACUAUCAACUUUGACACCGAACGGAAAAAACAGCGGAAAAGAGGAAGCUUUAAUCAGCUUCACGAGAAUCCAAUUCGAAACGGAGAAUCGUAUAAGAGAGUAAGAAAAGGAUUGAAGUCAAAGGAUUUAAUUGAAUUUUUUGAAUUCUCGCGGUAAGAUCGUCGACGAGACGCGACGCUUGAGAAUGGCACCGGGGGUUCGCGACGAGUCUUAAUUAAUUCGACGACCAGAUCGGAAAUUUCAGAAACGUUGGAUUGAUCGAGUGGUCGAAGUUCCAGCGAUAGUAGGGUUCCAUUCAGACGCCGGGUCGACGGAGCAUGAUAAUCGGUGGAUCCUUGAACGGAAUCAUCAAGGAGAGAGAUAAUCGAUAAAAAUGAUGUGUACGAUUCUGUUCGGCUCGGCUCGUGAUCGGUGCGAUAAGCGUGCGAGAGAUCGGGCGCGAUAAGUGAAAGGUCGGCGAAGUGUGAUAAUUAAUGACGAGGAAAACACCGACGUUCCACGCUGGCUACUGAACUUCUUCGAACGAUACUACCCGCCGGAGACGACCCACUUCACGCGGAAUUUAUCGUUGCCGAACCGGCCGAAGAUACCGCGGGAAUUUUGAUCCCCUGAGAAUCGUGCGAAACGCGGGUUUAUCUGUGCGAUUCGUUCGGAGAGAGUCUAGCGGAUCGAGAAAUCGCUCACGCGAAUUUACGAGCCUGUUAUCUGCGAUCCGCGUGUUUGCUCGGUCAUAGAAAAAGUCGAUCGAACGUCGAUGCUGGGUAUCGAUAAAGGAAAGAUCGAGGGUAGCGCUGCGAGCAUUCGGAUCUAGAAACUGUCCGUGGUGGAAACGCAAUGUGGUUUCAAGAAUAUAAAAAUCUCUACUGAUAAACUCGUGAAGUACCGUUGUUCUUUCAUUGUACAACUGUCGUUUAAUUAAGAAGACAGAAGUAUCAGGAAUCGCUUCAAGCGAAUUGAAACGGUUUCAUUAAGCUUCUCUUCGGAGUGGAAUCGAGGGAAUUAAAGAUUACCGAUUAAAGAGAGAUCAACAAUGAACGGACAAGCUCCGAAGAGUCCAUUGUUGAGGAUGAAAUCGUUUUCACCGAAUCCGGACGAGAAGGAAAAUCUGUUGACACCGGUGACGCCGACCACUCCCAUAAUCUUGGAGCUGCCGAAGAGUACUGCCUCCUCUUUUCGCAGCAGGAGCCGGUACAGGGCAGGUCCGACCCGCAAGCUGCGUCGGCGAGCCGUGCUAAAGAACGGCGACUGCAACGUGCUCCAGUCCCGCAUCUCCCGGCGAUCGCUCCGCUUCCUUCAGGACAUCUUCACGACCCUGGUGGACACGCAAUGGCGAUGGACGCUGCUGUGCUUCAGCCUGAGCUUCGUCUUGUCCUGGCUAGGGUUCGCGGUGAUCUGGUGGCUGAUCGCGUUCACGCACGGUGACUUCGACGAGCGCCAUUUGCCGCCGUUCCAGAUCGAGAACAACUGGACCCCGUGCAUCUACAACAUCUUCUCGUUCACCAGCUGCAUCCUGUUCAGCAUCGAGACGCAGCACACGAUCGGCUACGGCAGUCGUUCGACGACCGAGGAGUGUCCCGAGGCGAUCUUCGUCAUGUGCGUGCAGAGCAUCGCCGGCGUGAUGAUACAAGCCUUCAUGGUCGGCAUAGUGUUCGCGAAGAUGAGCAGGCCGAAACAGAGGACCCAGACGUUACUGUUCUCCAGGAACGCGGUGAUUUGCCAGAGGGACGGCGAGUUGUGCUUCAUGUUCCGGGUCGGCGACAUGAGGAAGAGUCACAUCAUCGGGGCGGCGGUCCGAGCGCAGCUGAUUCGUUCCAGGACGACCAAAGAGGGCGAGGUGCUGUCCCAGAACCAGCAGGAGCUAGCCGUGGGCACCGACGGCCAGAACGGCAACCUGUUCUUCAUCUGGCCCACCACGAUCGUCCACAAGAUCAACGCGGAGUCCCCGUUCUACAACAUGACCGCCGAGGACAUGCUGACCGAAAGGUUCGAGGUAGUGGCUAUUCUCGAGGGGACUAUCGAGUCUACCGGACAGACCACUCAGGCUAGGUCCAGCUACCUGCCGCAAGAGAUACUCUGGGGACACCGGUUCGAGCCGAUGGUCACCUACUCGAAGGAUAGACAGGGCUACGAGGUGGACUAUUCGUUGUUCAACAGCACCACGCAGGUGGACACGCCGCUGUGUUCCGGCAGGGAGCUCGUUGAGUUUUACAAGGCGCAGGAGGAGCUUCGUCAUGGGAACGGUGUGAUAGUCGACGAGGAUUUCCUAGGGGAGACCUGCGCGGACGGCCAGUGCCACUGCGGUCAUCGUCCUCAGCUGAUCUUGCCGCAUCAUCACCAAAGUCAUCCACUGUCGCACGUGGACAGCAUGAGGAGCGACGCCAGCGUGGACGAUGUGUCCCACAUUCGAAACGCUUACAGAGACACCAGUUAUCAAGGACCUCCUGUCCCUACACGGGACCACGGCCACUACAGGAUUCUAGACCUAGAUCCCGACGGCAUCCAGGUGAUGGGUGAGAUCGAGAUGCAACAUCUACCCGAGGCAGUGAACAGGGAAAUCCUGAAGAACAGUCGGGAGAUCAUUUACGAGGAGCCAGAGACUUCUAGAGAAGGUAGUCCAUUGCUGAAACCAGCCAAGAGGAACAUGCUCAGGCCCGCGGACGAAGAGAAGAGGAUCUCGACCUGUUGCAAGAGAAGUCAUUAUCACAGAAACAUCCAGCGAGGCUUUGACGAAGACAGAAGGUCUCUCGAUGGGUCCAGAAGGAGCUUAAACGGAUCCAGAAGGUACCUGUUGGUUCCUUUGGACAGCAAGCCUCUGGAAUUCGGUAACAGGGAGAGCCUAACAACUGCCAGGCGACACACGGGUAGCAAAGAGCGUCUGAACUCAAUGAGAAGGAACAUCUGCGUGAAAGGAUCAACGGAGACUGAACUGAGAGCAAGAGCGAACUCGAACGAAGACAGACUGACCAUCGAAAUGGAGAAAUCCUCUAAACAUUGUCCUCGUCUGCAAGAGAUCACCGAAGGCAACAGGACGUCUCUGUCCGAUCCUAAUCUGUCUCCCAAUGAGUACUCUUCUCCGAAGUGUCGUCAAUUGGCUGUGCCAGUGUUGCCAAUCUCGCCGACGUCGGAUCUGUCGCCUGAAUCAGGGUUCUACGAGGGUGCCCAGUGGAACUCCAGCCCGGAGUACGUCAGACGGGAUCUCCGGCUUCCUCACGAGACCCCGAUCACCAGGAACAGGAGGAGCUACGAGAACGCGCAGCUGCAGGACGUGAACGAGGCGCUGUCCAGGCCGAGCAGCGACCACAGCUCGCUGGACAGCGAGGAAUCCACUAGGAAUCAUCCGCCGAGUGCUCCCCAGAAGUGCGGGGAGAAGAGCGUCGCUAAACAGCCGGUCUCGUACACGAGCGUGUGACGAACUGUUCGAGGACUUCCCUAGAAGAGAACGGUUCGCUGGUGAACGAUGCGAGAGUGCCUUUCUCCGAACGUGUCGGUUCCAAGUGCCAGUGCAAUCGUGUUGUACAUACAUACAGUCGGACUAGCGCUCACUUCCGAAACAAGGUAUCCGUAAUUGGUCGUUAGUUAACCCUCGGCUGCUCGCAUUAGAGCUGAUUAGGUAAUCGGGUAACGGUGGCGUGCUCCGAAACGAGCGCGGUCGACGCGCUGCGUUUCGCCGCGCUCUCCGGAGAUAUCGUUUUUAGGAUCGAAACAGAGGCUAUUCUCAAUAACUUUUAGUGAAUUAACGUUGAUGUCUGAAUCAGCCGAUCAAAUCUUUGCUCGAGGCUGAAGAAGGCUGAGUUAGAAACUUGGUUUUUUUUGCUUAGAUACGGACAUCGAUGAAUUUUUGAUAUUUCGGUAAAGAUAUUCUUCAAAAGGAACGAUUAGAGACGAGGAUAAGAUUACUUAACCUUCCCCAGGGUUCACGCAGAAAAGACUGAAAGCAGCCGAGGGUUGAACGGUCGCACGCACAAGCUAGCUGAAUGGUAUAUCUAGUUCUCGCGUGAUUUAAACCUUUGCAUUCGAAACUUUCCUCUACUAAACAGAUACAUAAUAAAAAUUAAUGAAUGAUAUUGUUUCAUUUCAAUGUUUCAUGUCCAGUUAGAUAUAUAAUAUAAUUCGUUAUAGAAUGUUUUUAAUAAUUUUGCUAUAUCAAACUGAACGGUGAAUCGCCCCUCGAGUGCAAAGGGUUAAGCCGCACAAAGUAGUUUCCUCGAGCCGCUUCGAGUUUCGUGUACGCGAAUUUUCUUAUUCCGCUAGAUCGUUUGAAAACCGCGGGUCGGUUCGCGCGAAGCUUCCACGCGUUAUUUAGGCGGCGGACACACGCUGUGCACGCGAUGAUCCUCUUUUGCCCCUUUAGCGGUUUAGAUUCCCGGAGGCUUCUUGGUUAGAAGUGUUCUCAGACGUAGCUUCCAGCGCGACAAGACGCUUUUCUUUCCGCCCCGCACAUCGUUAACCCUCCGUCGUUCUUCGAGAAACGAUUCGCGAGUAUUUUUCCGUGAAAAACCGAACGCGACGACUCGAAACCGUUGUCCGCCUAGUUUUAGCGACGAACAGCCGCGUAGAGGUGAAAAAAGUAUUUUAGCGACGCGUCGGGAAUGAAAACUAUAUUUUUUGUAAUUUAGAGCGCACAAUCGCCUAGGGAAUUGAGCUUGACACCGCGACCGAGGCCGCCGACGUGUCCUUUUCCGAUGCGACAAUCGGAAAGUACGUUCGCGCAAAAGGUUUCCAAAUAUUUGAGGAAGUCUGGAAGUUUCGAAGCACCUCGGUGGCCAAUCGUUUAGGACAAUGUUUCCCAGUCAAAGAAAAUACCGGUUUUCUAAACAUAUCAGAAUAAACACAUUGGAAUAGUCAUUUAACUCUUCAGGAUUACGGAAAUGUUUGGGAAACGCUAGUUUAAGACGCGCAUCGUCUCGUUUCUCUGUUCGCAGUCUCAUCGGAAAGGAACUUUGUCGUUCGAACGGAUCGCCGUCGCUCAUAUUUAUUGCUUCCAGAUGUAAUGUAAUCGAGUAGCUCGACGGGAACGAAAAGUCACUUCGAAUUCCCUUCUCUGCGAGCCGAUUCGAUCCGCAGCCGGAGCGUCAAGCACAAUCAGUCUGAGAUCGGUUUAGACGGAGCACGCUGAGAAACCUCGGUAAAAAAUGAACGAUGACUCUCCGCGUCAUUUCGGAGUCAUGGAUACCUGCCAUCGUGACUUCUAGCGUAAAUUGUGAAAAUGUUAUUUGUAAUAAAGACACUUCGAACUUAUUAAUCAUCAUCUGU
Nomia melanderi (Alkali bee) is the source of this 6609-nucleotide messenger RNA. RefSeq lists its product as uncharacterized. Lineage: Eukaryota; Metazoa; Arthropoda; Insecta; Hymenoptera; Halictidae. Gene Ontology annotation, biological process: potassium ion import across plasma membrane; regulation of monoatomic ion transmembrane transport. Gene Ontology annotation, cellular component: plasma membrane. Gene Ontology annotation, molecular function: inward rectifier potassium channel activity. The record is from RefSeq and is a predicted model, not a curated record.